AUGGACAAAUCAAACACUACCCACAUGGAGGUCUCGACCUUCCCCGACUCACACGUCGUCGACUCAUACGCUGUCGACAGCAAAGAUGAGCAAGUCACCGUCAUUGGUACCAUGGGUCAAGAUCCCAACCACAAAUCACAUGUAUCAUGGAGAGCUUGGGCUAUUGUAGGAAUUUGCGCUCUGGCUACAUUUCAGAACACAUACUUUGGCAUUGCCCCCGCUGCAAACCAAUAUGCCAUCUCAGGAGCUUUGCAAGGAACUGCAAGUGAGAGAAUUUGGAUCGUCCAGGCUGGAGCAGUACCUGCUAUCGCGUUUGGUCCGAUCUUCGCCAUCAUCUCCGAUGUAUACGGCCGCAGAAACAUGCUUCUCUUCGCUUGGACACUCUUCGCUGUUGGCUCUAUUGUCUCCAUGACUGCCAAUGGUAUGACUGCCGUUAUCGCUGGUCAAGUCCUUUCCGGUGUCGCAUCUGGUAUCUCUGGUAUCAUGUUUGCGGUCGCUUCUGAAGUCAUUCCGGGAGCCUACCGCGCUUAUGGUCAAACUAUCGUCAGUUGGGUCUCAGGACUAUCAUCUCUCGUCGCUCUUCUCCCCAUUGGAGCCGCCACCACUGCUGACCCCGUCAAUGGGUGGAGAUGGGUAUUCCGCAUCAAGUUCAUUCUUGAGUGUCUUGUUGUCAUUGGCAUUGCCGCACUUUACUUCCCUCCUCCCCGUACCGCUGCUAGCAAGCAAUCACUUGGUCAGAAGCUCAAGGCUCUUGAUUGGAUUGGUUACGUUCUGCUUCUUGGAGCUCUCGUUCCUUUCUUGAUGGGCUUCGCCUGGAGUGGAGACUCAAACUACGGUUGGGCAAGCAAAACUCACACUGUUGUACCUGUCGUAGUUGGUGGUGUUUUGUUCAUUGUCUGCUUGAUCUAUGAGUGGAAGGGCACAAAGACUGGCUUCCUCGAUCACCGCCUCUUCCAAAACGGCCGCAACUUCCCUCUUUGUAUGGUUCUCAUCGCCGUCGAGGGUUCUCUCUUCUAUCUCAUGAACAACAUCUACCCCUCUCAGGUCAAUGGUAUCUGGGAGCAGCCUGGAACUAUCAAGGCUAACGCCUACCUUCUACCUUUCUUCAUGGUCAUCACCGUCGUCUCGCCUUUCCUCUCCAUCUAUGUCACCAAGUACAGAGAUGUCAAGUGGCCUAUCUUCAUCGGUUUUGUCUCCUUCAGUGCCUCCGUUAUUGGUCUUGCACUUUCUGGAACUAAUGGAAAGCUCGGUCUUGCCUUUAACGGUAUCGGUGGCCUUGGUUUCGCUCCCGUCUUGAUCUUGAUCAUGGUUUGGGUUCAGAACUCUACUCCUCCUCUCUUCAUCGGUACCGCUUCUGCCCUCACCAUCUCCUCUCGUACACUUGGAGGCACCGUCGGUCUCGGUAUUGCGAAUGCCAUCUACGGCUCUCUCACCAACACUCAGAUUCCUGAGGCCAUCAUUGGUGCCGUUCUUCCUCUUGGAUUCAACCCAGCCAAUAUCGGUCAGCUCAUCGGAUUCUACUUCUCAGGCCAAGGUCUUGACAAGAUUCCCGGCAUCAACGGACAAAUUCUUGGUGCCGGCCUUGAAGCUCUCCACAAGACUGAGGCUCACGCUUACAAGAUUGUUUGGCUUUCUUUCCUUCCCGGCUGUAUCAUCGCCGCUGGUAUCUGUCUGUUCAUGCGCAACUCUAGUGAGAGAAUGAACUGGGUUGUUGAUGCUCCUCUUGAUACCAAGGAGGCUCAAUUCGCCGAGGUUCACCCUCCAACCAUGGACGACACGAUUGAGGUGGAGUUGACCGAGCGCAGAUGA
Molecule: messenger RNA, 1809 nt
Organism: Aureobasidium subglaciale EXF-2481
Lineage: Eukaryota; Fungi; Ascomycota; Dothideomycetes; Dothideales; Saccotheciaceae
Exons: 7
Coding region: 1-1809 (602 amino acids)
Biological process (GO): transmembrane transport
Molecular function (GO): transmembrane transporter activity
Source: RefSeq, a predicted model, not a curated record